Molecule: messenger RNA, 273 nt
Organism: Linum trigynum
Lineage: Eukaryota; Viridiplantae; Streptophyta; Magnoliopsida; Malpighiales; Linaceae
Source: the annotation of a GenBank genome assembly
AUGCCAGAAGAAGUCGUAGAAGUCGCUGCCCUCGGAGCUCCAAGCAUCCCUGACGAUUCCUCUUUUGGAGACAAGAAUCUGCUGCUCUCGGAGUCCUAUGCUUCGGCGUCGCCGUUGAUAUUGGAACCCUCCUUCCGUGGCGGAUUCUUCCUCCUCCCCGUCGAUCCCAACCAGCGAAGGCGGAUUCUUCUCUCCUCAUCUGCCGGCCGGUGGAGUUUGAGAGGCAGAGAGAUGGGAACAGAGAGAUAUAGAUGUGGGGAGAAAUUUUUUUAG